Messenger RNA from Solea senegalensis (Senegalese sole), 1408 nucleotides. It is a transcript of the gene cep44, whose product is annotated as centrosomal protein 44. The record is from RefSeq and is a predicted model, not a curated record. The coding region runs from base 212 to 1312 and encodes 366 amino acids. The transcript is spliced from 8 exons. Lineage: Eukaryota; Metazoa; Chordata; Actinopteri; Pleuronectiformes; Soleidae. Gene Ontology annotation, cellular component: spindle pole; centrosome.
GGGAAAGUCAGGAAGUAAAAGGAGAAGCGGGAUUUUAGAAAGAAUUAGCGGCGACUACAGAUUAGAAAACAAGUUUGUGUUGUUAUGUCAUUUAAUCUCAUUACGUCCUCCUUUUAUUAGCUGAACAGACAAACUCGUUCCUCUUUUUGUCGCCACCUCAGUAAAGUAAAAAUAUAGCGAGGUAAUAAUACCUGUGUCCUCGGGUUCUAAGAUGCUGUCCACUGGAGACGUCCACGGUUGUCUCCGUAAACUGGAAAGUCUCUUGCGGACGAUUAAGUUUCCAGGACACGUCGACUACGACAGUCUUUCUAAGGGAGAUCCUUCGGCUUUUCUUCCCAUCGUGAGCUUCACCCUCACAUCGUUGUCUCCGCCUCUUACUGAGCAUCUAAUUGCGGCCGGAUUCGAGCUCACGGGCAAAACUGACCUCCGCUUCACAGACACACUUUAUAAGGUUCUGCGGGACAUCUUCCAGUAUAAGCCCAUAUUGACGAAACAGCAGUUCCUCCAGUUCGGUUUUUCUCAAAGGAAAAUCUCCGUCACCUGCGACGUCAUUAACUUGGUCAUGCAGAAACAUAACCGACUGAAGAAGGUGCCUGGAAAACCAUUUGUCGUGAAACACAAAGAAAGUUGUGCGACCUUUGCCACAGACUCUUGCCACACACUGACGUCUCCGUCUCUCAGUGACGACGUCCCCUCCCCGCCCUCUCCUGAAAAUGGGGCGUCAUCAAAGUCGUCAGAAUGGCGAGACGAGCAGUUGUCUGAGGUGAAGGAGAGACUCUCGGCAGUUGAAGCUCAGCUGGAGGAUCUUCAAUCCGGACCGGAUCGACUCCGGGUCCUGGAGAAACGCCUGCAGGACCUGGAAGAGCAGAGAUGGCGGAACACAGACGAGGUUGAUGACGAAGUUUUAUUUCACAGAGAACGGCGGCAAUUUAAUAAGUGCCAUCGCCAUGACGACCGUAUUCCGUUCCAGGACGAAGGAGGUGGCGACAUCGUCACCGUUUCCAGACAGAGCUGGGAAAAUCUGACGAGCAGAGUUCUCUUACUGGAGACUAAACUGGAAUUAAGCAGCACACGGGUAAACGCUGCACCGUCGUGUUCGUCGUGUUCGUUGUGCGGCUGUGGCGCCGUCAGCUCCUCGCCUCAGCCUUCAGCGGUGCCACAGAACCAAGAACCCGACUCUCCUCACUCGUCACCGUCGGACGACCUCAGGGAACGACUCGAGAGCAUCACCAACAUGCUGAAGAGCACUUCCAGUCUGUUGAAAAACACUGAAUCCUCCUCUUCCUCCUUCCUUCAAAUGAACGACGAAUGAUUUCCUGGAAGUGAGAAACUUAAUUUAAUUUAAUCCAAGAGAAACAAUCAACACAUUCUGCUUUUUUCUUCACAAUAAAAUGUUUUAUUCUCACAA